AUGAAUCUCGUUAAAGCUCUGAGGACAGAUUUGGAUUCCCUACGGGAGGAAGUACGAAAGCUGAAACAUCAGGAAGAAACAAAGGAGGCGACAGGUAUUAAAAAGACCUUGUCUUGUCAAGUUGUAAAACACAGCGGGCUUAAGAAGUGUUUGACAAAGCCGCCUAAUGAUAUCCAAAAGACGUCUAACGCAUUUGCUGUGUUGGAGGACGAGUGCUGUGAACGACGACGGGAACCACAAGGUGAACUAGAACGACAACGGGAACCACAAGGUGAACUAGAACGACAGCGGGAACCACAAGGUGAAGUAGAACGGCAGCGGGAACCACAAGGUGAAGUAGAACGGCAGCGGGAACCACAAGGUGAACUAGAACAACAGCGGGAACCACAAGGUGAACUAGAACAACAGCGGGAACCACAAGGUGAACUAGAACGGCAGCGGGAACCACAAGGUGAACUAGAACAACAACGGGAACCACAAGGUGAACUAGAACAACAGCGGGAACCACAAGGUGAACUAGAACAACAGCGGGAACCACAAGGUGAACUAGAACGGCAGCGGGAACCACAAGGUGAACUAGAACGGCAGCGGGAACCACAAGGUGAACUAGAACAACAGCGGGAACCACAAGGUGAACUAGAACAACAACGGGAACCACAAGGUGAACUAGAACGGCAGCGGGAACCACAAGGUGAACUAGAACGGCAGCGGGAACCACAAGGUGAACUAGAACGGCAGCGGGAACCACAAGGUGAACUAGAACAACAGCGGGAACCACAAGGUGAACUAGAACAACAGCGGGAACCACAAGGUGAACUAGAACAACAGCGGGAACCACAAGGUGAACUAGAACAACAGCGGGAACAAGUGCGAGCCGAAUUGGAAGUGAAGGUUGAAGACGAUAAAUCUGUCAUUGUACUAAACUUAGGAACACAUGAACUGGGACUUAAGACUACUCACUAUGAGCAGCGACAACACGCGGCACGACCCUACUCACUUACUCUCGCCUCCCACACAAAUUACCACCUUCUUAAGGACGACAUCCUCGACGUCUACCUUGCUUCACCGGACAUCCUCGACGUCUACCUUGCUUCACCAGACAUCCUCGACGUCUACAUUGCUUCACCGGAUAAUUAUCGACGACGCCUCAGAGAUUACUACCAAAGCACCAGUCACACCUACUUUGAAUAUGUUCAGGCGAAGGCAAGAGGUUUUUAUAGGCGGUUAGAGGCUGCUAAUGUAAGUGACUUUAGUGACUUAGUUAAUCUCAUUCUCGAGGAAGAAUUCAUGCAACACAUUUGA
Messenger RNA from Procambarus clarkii (red swamp crayfish), 1302 nucleotides. The record is from RefSeq and is a predicted model, not a curated record. NCBI's taxonomy places the organism in Eukaryota, Metazoa, Arthropoda, Malacostraca, Decapoda, Cambaridae.